This is a messenger RNA of Daucus carota subsp. sativus, 1355 nucleotides long. Its product is annotated as xyloglucan endotransglucosylase protein 2. The transcript is spliced from 4 exons. The record is from RefSeq and is a predicted model, not a curated record. NCBI's taxonomy places the organism in Eukaryota, Viridiplantae, Streptophyta, Magnoliopsida, Apiales, Apiaceae. The coding region runs from base 261 to 1148 and encodes 295 amino acids. Gene Ontology annotation, biological process: cell wall biogenesis; xyloglucan metabolic process. Gene Ontology annotation, molecular function: hydrolase activity, hydrolyzing O-glycosyl compounds; xyloglucan:xyloglucosyl transferase activity. Gene Ontology annotation, cellular component: apoplast; cell wall.
UAAAUUAGCAACUCAAACUGAAAACCUAAUAUCCUACUCAAACUGUCCAGCCCACGUCUGUACUUAGGCCUAUAAAUUGCUCUACUACAGUUGCAGCUCUACCCAUCUCAUCUCAGCACCAAGCUCUCUCAUUUCCUCUCCUUAAUUCCCUAUAAUUCUACAAAUUUACAUGAACCAAAACUACAAUAUAGGUACAUACUGUAUCGUAACUAAAGGAUCAUUGUCGAAUCCUGCGAUAGCAGAACUAAGAAAGGCUUGAAAUGGUUUUUUCUUGUAAAGUUGGUGUGUAUGUAGUUGUAUUACUAGUGGCUAGUGGAAUGGCAAUGGGGGCAACCCCAAAGAAGGCAGUGAAUGUGCCAUUUGGUAGAAACUAUGUUCCUACGUGGGCUUUAGAUCAUAUUAAGUACUUCAACGGUGGUAAUGAGAUUCAGCUUCUUCUUGACAAAUACACUGGCACUGGAUUUCAGUCCAAGGGAUCCUAUCUUUUUGGGCAGUUUAGCAUGCAUAUAAAGAUGGUUCCCGGAGAUUCUGCAGGCACUGUUACUGCUUUUUAUCUAUCGUCGCAAAACUCAGAGCAUGAUGAGGUAGAUUUCGAGUUCUUGGGCAACAGAUCUGGGCAGCCAUAUAUACUACAGACUAAUGUCUUCACCGGUGGAAAAGGUGACCGUGAGCAGAGGAUUUUCCUCUGGUUUGAUCCCACCAAAGCUUACCAUUCUUACUCUAUUUUGUGGAAUCUCCACCAGAUUGUGUUCUUCGUUGAUGACAUUCCCAUAAGAGUGUUCAAAAACAGCAAAGACUUGGGAGUCAAGUUCCCGUUCAAUCAACCCAUGAAACUAUACUCAAGCUUGUGGAACGCCGAUGAUUGGGCAACAAGGGGAGGUCUGGAGAAGACAGACUGGUCCAAGGCGCCCUUCGUCGCCUCCUACAAGGGCUUUCACAUAGACGGAUGCGAGUCGUCGGUGAAUGCCAAAUAUUGUGCUACUCGGGGAAAGCAUUGGUGGGAUCAGAAGGCAUAUCAAGACCUCGAUGCUUAUCAGUAUCGUCGCCUCAAAUGGGUUCGGAAGAGAUUCACAAUCUACAAUUAUUGUACUGAUCGAGUGAGGUUCCCUAAAAUGGCUCCAGAAUGCAAAAGAGACCGCGACGCGUAGUUUCAUCAGUUGUGAGCCUGAGUCAUGCUAACACAAGGCUUUGCAAUUCUGUUCCUCUGCAACAUAUGCUUAAAUGAUCGAUGAAUGUUGUAUGCUGUCUUUUUCUUGGAAUUCUUAAGUACGCUCCACAAUUCUUCCUCUGGAUUCUGGGGCACUAUAUUUUCUGUAUAAAUUACUCCAAUAAUAGUCUCACAUCACUGCAAGAAA